This is a messenger RNA of Linum tenue, 1634 nucleotides long. NCBI's taxonomy places the organism in Eukaryota, Viridiplantae, Streptophyta, Magnoliopsida, Malpighiales, Linaceae. The record is from the annotation of a GenBank genome assembly.
AUGAUCAUGGGGAAAUUGACGAUGCGGGAGAGGGUGGAGGAAAUGAAGCCGGCGGCGGUGAUGGUGGUUGUCCAGGUGGCGUUCGCCGGCGUCAACAUCUUCUACAAGCUCGCCGCCAGCGACGGGAUGAGCCUCAAGAUCAUCGUCGCCUACCGCUUCCUCUUCGCCACCGCCUUCAUGGUCCCACUAGCCCUCGCCCUCGAAAGGAAGAAGCAGCCGAAAUUCCGGUGGUCCAUCCUGUUCCAUGCAUUCAUCUGUGGCCUGUUCGGGGGCUCGCUGGCUCAGAAUCUGUACCUGGCAAGCCUGGCGCUAACCUCGCCGACGUUCGCUUCCGCCAUGGCGAAUCUCGUCCCGGCGAUCACCUUCCUGCUGGCCGUCACCUUCAGGAUAGAGAGGCUGGGGCUGGGAAGCGUGGGAGGGAAAGCGAAGCUGGUGGGGACGUUAAUUGGGAUAGGUGGCGCCAUGCUGCUGACUUUAUACAAAGGCGCGGUUCUCGACAUCUGGUCAACACAUGUUGACCUCCUCCACUCGCCACCGCAUUCCUCCGGCGGCCACGUGGCGGACCACCAGAACCGUGGCCUCGGCGCUCUCUUUGCCAUUGGGAGCUGCUGCUCCUAUGCCCUCUGGCUCAUCGUUCAGGCGAAGAUGGGGGAGAAGUAUCCGUGUCCGUACUCGGCGACGGCGUUGAUGUGCGUCAUGGGAUCGAUCCAAGCCAUCGUAUACGCUCUGUGUUCCGAAAGGGACUGGAAUCAAUGGAAGCUCGGUUGGAACGUCCGCCUCCUCAGCGUCGCAUACUGCGGAAUCGUGGCGUCGGGGCUGAUGGUGACGGUAAUCGCGUGGUGCGUGAAGAAGCGAGGCCCGCUGUUCGUCUCCAUCUUCAACCCGCUCAUGCUCGUCUGCGUCGCCGUGGCUUCGAACCUCCUCCUCGACGAGAAGCUGCACCUCGGGAGCGUGAUGGGAGCGACGCUGAUCAUAUUCGGGUUGUACUUGGUGAUUUGGGGGAAGGGGAAAGAGAUGGACAAGCAGACGGUGGAGAAAGAGGUGACGAUCGGUGUUCAUAGCAAUGUCAACAUUCCUAGCGUUCGCGUCGAUGAUGAUCCACCGACGGGAACGGAUCACGAGGAUCGUCGGGAUGCGAGCGUCGAGAUUGUGGUUGUGCGUCUGUCGUCGGAUGGGACGGGGCAGGCGCUCGACAUGACUGCGAGGAGCACGAUUAUUCGUGAUCGCGAGGAAGUCGUGGUGGUGCGUGUUUCGGCGGAUGGGAGGUGUCAAGCCGACGUGGUUGGUGAUGAUGAUUCGGAGAACGGCGGCGUUUCCGUGAAGGCUGAGGAGAUCGCCGACGGGAGGGAGGAACAAAGUGAAAGAGACACGUUACGUACGUAGCUAGAGAUAUAUAGCUAGAUAGGUUGAGAAACGUAUACUUAGAGAUGUACUAACUUUGGUUAUAGGUGUAAGAAGUAGGGAAAAUAUGUGUUGUUGGUAGUUAGGGUUCGUAUAUAGCGUUUUGUAAAGGAUAUGUCACAUUACAAUGAAGCAAAAAUAACGGUGCAAGGUGUUUGAUAUGUCACAUUCAUGAUCAGCUGACUUUAGCAAAUUUGCAGGUUUUUUCAGUUCGGCCGGCUGCGGUGAGGGCC